CACCAGAAUUUCUGAAUGCAGUGGAAAUCAAGUGGAUGGAAAUGAAGAAGCCAUGUGGACAUUAAUUACUGGGAUGCUAUCAUGAGUUAUCCCUGCAGGUCAUCAGCUGAACGUGUCCAGCACAGUCACAAGACAGGGCUGCACACAGCUGUUAUUCCAGAGCUACCUAAGGAGCCAUUUCCAUGGCCCCUGCCUGGCCCAGACUCUGAAGAGGACGCUGCCUUUGCCAUCGGAACCCAGACCAACGCUACUGACUUGCUGCUGGCCAGCAGCCAUUACAGCACUUGAGCAGAUCAGCACACAAUGGAAAACUAUACCACUGACCUAGGUGACAUGGAUGUAACAACAAUGAUUGACUAUGGUGAUUCAGCACCAUGCCCAGGAACUGAGGAAAAGCACUUUGCAGCAAAUUUUCUGCCACCGCUUUACUCACUGGUGGUGAUAUUUGGCUUCAUAGGCAACAUUCUUGUUAUCCUUAUCCUGGUAAAAUACAAGAAGUUGAAGAGUAUGACUGACAUCUACCUGCUCAACCUGGCCAUUUCUGAUUUGCUUUUUAUAUUUUCUCUUCCUUUUUGGGCUUAUUAUGCUGCUCACGACUGGAUUUUUGGAGAAGCGCUGUGCCGGAUCCUCUCAGGCAUUUACCUCCUUGGCUUCUACAGCGGCAUCUUUUUCAUAAUCCUGCUGACCAUAGACAGGUAUCUGGCCAUAGUUCACGCAGUGUUUGCUUUAAAAGCUAGGACAGUUACCUACGGCAUCCUCACCAGCAUUGUCACGUGGGCUGUUGCUCUUUUUGCCUCUGUUCCUGGGAUAGUAUUUCACAAAACUCAACAGGAGAACAGACGGUGUACAUGCAGCGCUCAUUAUCCGCAGGAGCGGAGAGAUGAAUGGAAGCAAUUCCUGGCCUUAAAGAUGAACAUCCUAGGACUUGUUAUUCCUAUGAUAAUUAUGAUCUGCAGCUACACACAAAUCAUAAAGACAUUGCUACAAUGUAGGAAUGAGAAGAAAAAUAAAGCCGUCAGGCUUAUAUUUAUCAUCAUGAUUGUAUACUUUUUUUUCUGGGCACCAUAUAACAUUUGUAUUCUCUUGCGUGAUUUUCAAGAUUCAUUUUCUAUCACUAGCUGUGAAACCAGUGGUCAACUGCACAAAGCAACCCAAGUGACUGAAACAAUUUCAAUGAUCCACUGCUGUAUCAAUCCUGUCAUUUAUGCCUUUGCUGGAGAAAAGUUUAGGAAGUAUCUUCGCAGCUUUUUCCGAAAGCAAAUUGCAUCCCACUUCUCUAAAUACUGCCCAGUUUUCUAUGCCGACACAGCUGAACGGGCCAGCUCCACCUACACACAGUCUACUGGAGAGCAAGAAGUUUCUGCUGCGCUGUAGGUUGUGCCUAACAAAAAAAAAAGUGGAAUUGACUUUUUUGAAAUCAAGUCUAUGAUGAAAGCCUGGAGAAUCCCUUCUGGACACUGUCUCUAAUGCAUCUGCACAAGGUCAUGGCACACAGCUAGCAAAGCUGUUAUUUGCUCAUAACAGCGCGGAAUUGUACAUAAAUGAAAUGGAUGUACCGAAUUAGCUGUGAAGAUGUGGUAACAGAAUUCUGUGGCAAACAAAAAGGAAAAAAAAGCUUUUUUUUUUGGUGGAAGUAGAAGCAUAGUUACAUGCUACAGAGACUAGAAACAUACCUAAGCUGAGAGUCUAACCUAGCAGACUUAUAAACUGAUCUUCUGAAGUGACCUAGUGAUUAGAAAAUGAUAUUGCUUCUUUGGAAACAUCUCUUCACUGUAUUUUACACAAGAUAUUUCAUUCAUUUAAACUCAGUCUCGGUCCUUUAUUAGCGUGGUCGCAUAACUCUGUAAAUAAUGCUAAAUUACUGAGGUUUGUGAUGAAAAAGCUUUACAGUCGUUAUGGGAAAACUAUGCAUUUUGAGAAGACGCCAAUAUUCCAAGGCAUAUUUUCCUUUGUGCAUGGUUGGCUACUGGCCUUUCAGAUCUUCCUUCUAAUAAUUUAACAGUCUGAGCUACUAAGUGUUGCCAUAUAAGUUAAUUAGGAGUUUGAUAUUUUCAGAAUGCCCUUUUGAUAAACUGCAGUUUUAUAUGCUACUUGUAUUAACAACAAAUACGAUGGUCUGUCACUGAUCAGUAAAUCAAUGUGUUUGCAAUAUUUUAAAACUAAAGUACUAUACACAGAGCUUUAACCGUGUUAGAUCAAGUGCAGAUAAUAAGGCUUCUUCAGCUUCUUAGUGCAGUGAUUUUGUUUGCCAUUUUUCUAGCCUACAUAAAAUAACAACUUUAAAACGCGAAAUUAAUGGAACUGUAAUGGCUGCAAAAACACCACAGCAUUAAAGGUGUGAAAAUGUUUGACCCAGAUCUUUUUGAAGAUAAGAAUAUGCUAUAGACAUUUUUCAACACAAACACACGCACAAAAAAAGUAAAAGCAUUCACUAAUGCACAAAGCCAAAAACAUACAGCAUCUCUCUCACUUCUGAAGAAGGCAUAAUUUGGGGGCAAUUGCUGUGCUUUUUUCUUCCUGUUUUGUGGAAGUUUUCUACAAAGCAAAAGCUUCCAUAAUUCUUCCAUAUUUAGCAAGACUGAUGCUCAGCUAUAACUGGGUUUUCCAUUAAAGUUCAGAUCUAGCAGAGCACAUGAACACAGAGAACAUGAAAUAAGGGGGUACUCAGGUGAUGAAGGUCAUACUUUUGUCACAGUACAAACUGUUUUACAUCAAGUUUGCAUAGCAUUUCUAUCAUUUCUUAUAUUUCCCCUAAUACUUCUGGUUUUGGACAACUCUGGAGAUUCUAGAGGAAUAUAAAAGUGAGUAUUUUAAUGGCUGUUCUGAUCCAGUAGGGUAAUCUCUGUUUCCCAGAUGCCCUGGAUAGCCUUUUUUAAAAAAAUAAGUUUUUCAAAUAAACAGUUCCAAGUAUCAAAGAAAUUUUACAUUGCCAAGUGCUUGUGAAAGCAGGAAGUGAAAUAGGGAAAUAUUUGCUCAUCAGACCACUAUUUAUUGUGUUUUGUCACAUUAAGCGCUACUUUUGGACUACUUCCACAUGGGAAACAUAACAAAACCAUAUUAUGCUUUCAGAAGUUUGAUUUUUUUUCAGCUUCACAUUUUUAAGACACUGUGCAGCAAUUACUACUAUCAGUAUAACCAGAAAUUGGAUAAUUUCAGUAUGAAGAGACAAACACCUGCAUUUCUUUUUUAAAGAGACAGGAAGCUACAUGCAGUAACAUAGGUAGGGUUGUUUGUGUAUGUUUUGUCUCUUCUACAUAACUCUUAUAAAAUGCUUUCAUAUUUUAUUCUGUUCUUGCUAAGAAUUUUGGGGGUUGGACUCGAUGAUCUCUGGAGGUCUCUUCCAACAAUUCUGUGAUUCUCUGAUUUCUAUUCAGAUCCUAAGAUAGUUUGUCUUCAAGGAAUUACUUGCUCUAGAAGGCUUUGGUGCCAAGUGGGGUACUGACCAGCUCUGCAGGAGCAACGCGCAAUAAAACGAAUGUACAAGAGCGAACUGACAAGGCUUUCUGAGAGGUACGUAAAAAAAAGAGCCCCAGUCCUUUGCAGUGUUCUCUCCUACAGCAUGGAUCUUUUCAAGGGACAGCUUCCCCAACACAGAGCUCAAAUGUAGAGACUCUUGGCCUAACAGAUCAUCAGCUUAUCAAGAGUUAGUCACUUCACAGAAUCAUGGAACGGUUUGUGUUGGAAGGGACCUUUAAAAUCAUCUGGUUCUAAUCCCUGGUAUAGGCAGGGACACCUCCCUUUACACCAGGUUGCUCAAGGCCUGAUCCAGCCUGGCUUUGAAUACUUCCAGGGAGGGGGCAUCCACAGCCUUCCGCACUGAGAAGAGAAUGUACUUCAGCAAAUUACAAUACACCAGAUUUCAGUAACUGUAACACACUUGGAUCCAAAUUCAAGAAAAAAAAUAGAAAAUACAGUAUUUGGCAGCACUGGUGCAUUCAGUUUAAAGACUGCCAACAGACAGCCAUAAUAUUUUGUAUCAUGCAGUUCAUUAA
Molecule: messenger RNA, 3992 nt
Organism: Tympanuchus pallidicinctus (lesser prairie-chicken)
Lineage: Eukaryota; Metazoa; Chordata; Aves; Galliformes; Phasianidae
Product: C-C chemokine receptor type 5-like
Biological process (GO): inflammatory response; immune response; G protein-coupled receptor signaling pathway
Cellular component (GO): cytoplasm; membrane
Molecular function (GO): C-C chemokine receptor activity
Source: RefSeq, a predicted model, not a curated record